This is a messenger RNA of Lingula anatina, 2388 nucleotides long. RefSeq lists its product as uncharacterized. NCBI's taxonomy places the organism in Eukaryota, Metazoa, Brachiopoda, Lingulata, Lingulida, Lingulidae. Gene Ontology annotation, biological process: mannosyl-inositol phosphorylceramide biosynthetic process. The record is from RefSeq and is a predicted model, not a curated record. Gene Ontology annotation, molecular function: mannosyltransferase activity.
UUCACGAGUGGCACGGCUCCACGGUUCCCUUAACACUUUGGGAUAAUUUACAAGUUGUCUCCGGACACGCACUUCCAGAGCUCCGCGAAUCGAAACGACCAAAGCUUCGUAAGUUCACAGGAUAAAAAAAAAUAGAGAGAAGCUUUGUGAAAUAUUCAGCUGGAAGGCGCUCUGUCAGUGUCAUGAAUGUUUCCAAGCCCUGUGCGAGAGUGUGAAAUGCCCCAAAGAGCGCACCAUUAGGCGUUAAGAUCUGCACAUCUACACACAGAUGUCGUGGGUGGAUUUUAUAUAGUUCUUUAUCUCAGGAGGACUGUUGGGGGUUGGUUGGUGCCUUCAUUGAGCAAAAAAUUAAACCUGCAGAAAUCGUUGCCUUUCGUGCGGCAGGGUUUGUUCCUUGAAAUUAUUACCUGGAAUGACGUAGGACGUUUUUAACAUAUGCACUACAAUAAGGUGAUAGUAAAGGAAAGCCCGCAAAGCUGUUGUACCGGAGAAGUGAUUUAGAGUAUUUUCAAGGUGCUGACGAGUGGAUGGAUUUCAUCAAUAUCAUACGGUGGUAAGUGCCGCCUUUUAUGAACACGUGACACGGCCUGCACAGCAUUGGUUAUACAACUGACCACAACAAUGGCUUGAAGCAAAGGGGAAUAUUGAAAGCCAAUGACGAGACGCGCCAUAGGUCUUCUUUGCAAAAUGGUCUGGAGGCUUGACGCAGAGGACGAUUGGUUUUAAUGCCACAGGGACAGAAGAUAGACGAACAGUUUGACUCGUGGUUUGUGGCUACAUUUAAAAUGCACCAUUCGGACUACCAUUUGAACAGAGUUGUUUUUACGAGAUACGCACACAGGAUGUAUAAUAUCGAUAUCUAUCUUUAUCGAAUUCUGCCAGGUGUUUUGUUCUCGGAACAUUAAUUCUACGUCACCCAGCAACACAUGAAUCUACCUACUUCGCAGGUAAAUAUCGAGAAAAGUGCCUUAUAAACACGCCGCGUGUCAUUAUUGGUUUGGAUUACCCAUGCCAAUUUAAGUCUAGAACUGAUAAGAAUAAACGCAUUACUGGGAAAAUGAAAUGCUUGCGAGGAAACUGCGCAUUUCUACAAACACAGUCAUUAGACAUAUAUUGUCAGGUGAGCACGCAAUGAAAAAGAAUUUCAAUGGUAAAAGGAAUAGAAAAAUGAAUUGAUUUUGCAAUAAAGAUAAAAUUACGUGACCAGGAAAAAAAGAGACGGAAGCUUAUGGUUGGGGAAGGAGUUAUAACGGACGCACUCGCCACACGCACACCAAUGCGAUAGAAUCUCCGCCAUGGUUAGUAUGAGGCGCAAGAAAGCCGUUUGGCGUAAUUUAAAGGGGAUAAUAUAUGUGGUAGUGAUGCUAGGUAUCCUGUACACACUUCUUACAAUACAGAGCCUGGUAAUACACGACAGCACGUUGGAGGCGGGGACAGACAAGGCCGCCAAAGGUUCCCAGUUUGUCUAUCAAGUGCCAAUAGAGAUUCAAAGCUUGAACCCGGUGUACGAUGCCGAUUUAAUGUGGCUCAAUGAAAGUGAUAUUGAAAAUGAUGAUCUGAAUACAAAAACAACCAUUUCUGAGGACACACCAUCGUUGACGGUAUCCAUUUCACCGAUGCGCUAUCAUAGGCGUCCCAUAAUACCCUUGAGGCAACGCGCGAACAAAACGCUUCCCUCUGGCAUUCCAAUGAUCAUUCACCAAACUUGGAAAACUCGCCAACUCCCGCCUCGUUUUCGCAAAUGGUCUCGUUCUUGGAGGCGAUGUUUCCCGGAAUGGGAACUAUGGCUGUGGACGGAUGAAAGUAGCAAACGGUUUAUUUACAAAAGAUACCCGUGGUUUUUGGAGAAAUACAGAUCGUACGACCAGGAAAUAAAACGAGCCGACGCUGCCAGAUAUUUUAUCUUGUACCAUUUCGGUGGACUGUAUGUGGACCUCGAUUAUGAGUGUCUCAGGCCUUUUGAUCACCUCCUUGAUAUUCCUUUGGUUUUCGACUCCAUGAGAGUUGGGAACAAGUGGGCGUAUGCCAAUGGUACUUUUCCUUACGUGCAAAACUCAUUCAUGGCUUCCACAAAAGGACAUCCAUUUUGGAUGGAGGUCAUCCAAGAAAUGACCACCCGUUCCGGUGACCAGUGGCCGCAGGGGGCGACCGGACCUUACCUCAUCAUGGACACACUGAGGAACUACUCCCAAUCCCACAGCGACUUCCGGAUCUACCCUCCGCAAUAUUUCAACCCUUUCAGCUGGGACAUCUACGAUAACCCGUACUGUAAGGACCUCAAUGCUAUGACGGACAGAGAGAUUGACCUCUGUAAAAGUCAAUAUCCUGGUGCCUAUGCUAUUUCAUAUCAUACACAGACGUGGGGGAAGGGGAAGAUUCUUUGACUAC